AUGGCGAUUUUCAAAUCCUCAUACUACGAUAAAGAUUACAGAGCGGGAGCUGCUCUUCUUCGAGCCCGUCGACCGUAUUUGUUUAAAAACGCUGCUACUGGAAUCGCGCUUUUUGCCUUCUGUAUUGGUGUUUGUAAGCUCAACCCGCUCCCUCCGUCCUCCAACCGUACCAUCUUGACUUUCUCUAAUUAUUAUGGGACUAUAGAUGCUUUCACGAUAAAUGCUGUUGGGCAAGAUGAUUUCUCCGACGUAAUCGUCCCAGAGAAGAAGAUGGUCGACACAGAACCAGCUCCGGCAGUGAAAUAA
Paracoccidioides lutzii Pb01 is the source of this 306-nucleotide messenger RNA. RefSeq lists its product as hypothetical. Gene Ontology annotation, cellular component: mitochondrial inner membrane. The transcript is spliced from 2 exons. The record is from RefSeq and is a predicted model, not a curated record. The coding region runs from base 1 to 306 and encodes 101 amino acids. Gene Ontology annotation, biological process: mitochondrial respiratory chain complex IV assembly.